AUGGACCUCCUGGUCUCUCCCAAGCUGGACCACCUUCUUCCACCAUUGCUCCACCUCCUUGUCCAGGACUCAGGGGACAUGGAGACGGGGCCACCAGGGGGUGGCCACGUCACACCAGAAGCCUCGAGGAACGUCCUGUGGGUGAUCGAGGGGACCUCCUGCGACCUGCCCUGGCAGGCUGCCCUCUUCAAAGGGGAGAAGUUCCUCUGCGGAGGGACGCUGGUGGACAAGAACUGGGUGCUGACGGCCGCCCACUGCCACGUCCCAGGCUUCAUCAGCGUGCGGUUGGGGGGCCAGAGCCACAAGGACUCGGGUGGCAUCGAGCAGUGGCGACGCUCAGCCAAGGUCUUCAAGUACCCGCGUUACAACGACACCAACAAGGACGGCGACCUGAUGCUCAUCAAGUUCCUCCUGCCCAUCCACGUCACCAAGCACGUGAAGCCGCUGCCGCUGGCUUCCCGCUGUCCCGUGCCCGGCAAAACCUGCCAGAUCUCGGGCUGGGGGUCCACCACCAGCCCUGAAGCCUCGAGGAACGUCCUGUGGGUGAUCGAGGGGACCUCCUGCGACCUGCCCUGGCAGGCUGCCCUCUUCAAAGGGGAGAAGUUCCUCUGCGGAGGGACGCUGGUGGACAAGAACUGGGUGCUGACGGCCGCCCACUGCCACGUCCCAGGGUAG
This is a messenger RNA of Nipponia nippon (crested ibis), 675 nucleotides long. The record is from RefSeq and is a predicted model, not a curated record. Lineage: Eukaryota; Metazoa; Chordata; Aves; Pelecaniformes; Threskiornithidae.